Molecule: messenger RNA, 780 nt
Organism: Tribolium castaneum (red flour beetle)
Lineage: Eukaryota; Metazoa; Arthropoda; Insecta; Coleoptera; Tenebrionidae
Product: mitochondrial import inner membrane translocase subunit Tim8-like
Exons: 1
Coding region: 495-746 (83 amino acids)
Source: RefSeq, a predicted model, not a curated record
GUAUUUCUUCAUGCUAAUUCUAUAAUUAAGGCAGCGAAUAGUGUUUUUUUUUGGCUAUACUUUCAAUUAAUGGUGAUUGUAAGUGGAAAAAAGGAAAGUUACAGUAAUAGAUAACUGUACCUUUUCUUAAAAAAUUAUUUGGGAAACGGAGCUGGUUAUGGCAUGCGUAAGACACCAAAAAAAAAAAAAAAAAAAACAGGAACUGGAUUUUGAUUAUUGAUGUAUAAAUCUGGUUUUGAUUAACUAGUGCCCGAAUAUGAAGCAAUAGAUUCGUCAGACUUUUUGAGAACUAAAUUCAGAUAUUCGAUUGUAAAAGCACAAAUUUUCCUCCCACAAUUAUUUUAGAUACCAUUUGUCAUGAAAAUUUUGCAAGACAUUACAUUUUCACUUCAAAAAUAUCUAAGAAUAAAUAAAUAAUUCAACAGUUACGAAAGAUAGACGGCUCCCGUCUUGAAUCAUUGUCAUAAACCAAAACAAAAAUACAACUUUUUUUAAUGAGUGAAGAAAACUCCGUUAAACAGUUGCAAGAUAUCCUUGUAGCGGAACGCGAAAUAGCAGAAAUAGCCGAACAAAUUCACGAAUUCAACGAAUUGUGUUGGGACAAAUGUGUCUAUAAUGUUGGAAAGAAACUCGACAGCAAAACAGAAACAUGUUUGACAAACUGCGUGAAUCGAUUUAUUGACGUUUCCUUCCUCAUCACCAACAGAUUUGCACAAUUACUUGAGAAGAGAAUUAAUAAUGUGUAAUAAACUGCAAUAAAACUCGCUCUAAAUUUGAUAA